Molecule: messenger RNA, 1685 nt
Organism: Chara braunii
Lineage: Eukaryota; Viridiplantae; Streptophyta; Charophyceae; Charales; Characeae
Source: the annotation of a GenBank genome assembly
CCGACUCUCUCAAGAACUUCGCUCUUUCAGAUCCAACUAUCGCCAGGUGGCUGACGUACAUCUGGAUGGUCGACUUCGAUUUGGAGCGAAUUCCAGGGAACAAGAAUCGGGCGGACAGGCUGAGCCGAGUCGACUGGGACAAGAAAAAUCAAGGAGUGAUCGAGGAUACUCCACAAGUCGACGGGUUCUUGGACAGCGAGGAGGAUGUGAGACUUCACAUCAACUCCUGGGCAUUGGCCGUGGGUAAGUAUGUUACUCCUGGACGACCUGUAUGGCUUGCGCCUCCAAGACAUGCACGACGGUCAGACUUGGUCCUCAAGCCCUAUAUUGAAGAAGAUUCUUGGGGAGGGUCGGGCGUAGAUUGGAUGAUGGAGCUGGCAUUAGCAGGCAAGUACCAACUUCAUGAGGACUCACUUACGAUUGAGGAUGGGGCACUGCAGGUGGGCAAGCAGGAGAAGACGAUAGGUGGAGUGUACCUAUUGGCAAACGCGCUGCUUCAGGAGGAGGCAGUCAGGAAUACGGUGCUAGAUCAGGAAGAGGGGGUAGAGUCGGGGGAAGGCGACUAUGUGAUCCACGAAAGAGAAGAUGAUGACCUCGUCGAAGAGGGGAAGAUCAAGGAAGCGUUUCGAGCAGAGGAGUAUGAGGGAGUAUACCUUGAACUCGACAUGCUUCUUUCGUGCGAGAUGAGGGAAAGGGAUGCCUGCGCGCGAGUUCUGAAGAUGAGGCCUAGUUUCCUGGUGAGGGAUGACCAUCUGUUCAUGAGGAGCAAAGGAAGGGACCCCAGGAGAGUAGUCUGUGGCGUCGCUCGCCAGAUCGACAUUAUGGCGGCACUGCACGACGGUACGGCAGGUGGCCACAGAGGUGCGGAUACGACAUACCUGAAGAUCCACGAGUUGUACUAUUGGGAUGGCAUGUACCAUGCCAAGAACGGUCUGCUCUUAGACCUAGAGAGCCACUUCACCCAAGCACGACAGAUCGGAGCUAUUGAGGACAGGAUUGAGGAAGCGGCAAGUAGGACAGUGGACAGCCGUACCAAGGACAAGUUCCGGUGGGAUAAGAUGGCGAGGGUAAGAAAGGAGCCUCUCAAGGUGGGGGACGUUGUGCUAUUGUAUGACUCGUCCCUGGAGAAGCAGUGGUCUCGGAAGUUGGAUAAAAGGUGGUUGGGACCGUACAGGGUCACCGGGUGUGGUGAACAUGGUGCCUACCAGAUUGAGGAACUGAAUGGGACGGCAUGGAAGGACUGGGUGUCAGGCUCGAGGCUGAAGAAGUUUGUUGCUCGAGACGAGGUGAGCAGGGACCUCACCACUUAGAGUCAUCCUUUGAGUACUUCGGAUAUUGCUCUCAGUAGGAUAGCGUGAUAGGUAGUGAUUAGACUCACGCGUGUGUAUGAAUAUGUAUGCAUAUGUGUGGAUAGGUAGGUAAUUGGGAUAGUCAUGGGAGGGCUAUGUCUGUCUUCUGUUGUGUUUUGUCUGACAUCGCUUACCUUCUGUGUGCUUUUGUUCGUCCAGUCCUUGUUGUGCAGGCUUGACACCACUUGGGGCAACCCGACAAAGGACGCAGAUGAGGACCAGGAGAGAGGACUUGGACUUCCUUCUCUCUCUUCCGAGCCAGACACAAAAAACACAAAUUUGGUUGUGAUCUUCCCAUUUAUCAUCAUUCCAUCUGAACAAAAUGUAUCCUGUCAU